Messenger RNA from Photinus pyralis (common eastern firefly), 768 nucleotides. RefSeq lists its product as uncharacterized. Bases 1 to 768 code for a protein of 255 amino acids. The record is from RefSeq and is a predicted model, not a curated record. Lineage: Eukaryota; Metazoa; Arthropoda; Insecta; Coleoptera; Lampyridae. The transcript has a single exon.
AUGAUAUGCGCGAAAAGUGAACGGGACUUGCAAAUGAACUUAGGGGCAUGGAAAGAAGAACUGGAGAAGAGGAACAUGAGAAUCAAUUGUAACAAAACGAAAGUCAUGGUAAUUGGAAAGGAGAACAGAAGCAUGGACAUAGAAAUUGGGUCAGACAAAAUUGAACAGGUGGACGUAUAUAAAUACCUGGGAGUACUGAUACAUAGAGACGGCAGCAUGGAUGCAGAAGUGCAGGACAGAAUUAGCAGUGCAGCAAGAUUAUAUCACGCGCUAAGGAACAAAUUCAUCUCAAAAAGGGAAGUCAGUGACAAAACUAAAAUGACAGUGUAUAAAACAAUAUAUCGGCCAAUACUAACAUUCGGGAGUGAAACGUGGAACAUAACAAGCGCAAUAAAAAGUAAAGUGCAAGUAAUGGAGAUGAAGUUUUUAAGAAGGAUAAAAGGAAUAACAAGAUACGACAGAAUAAGGAAUGACACAAUCAGAGAGGAACUAGGAGUGGAAACGGUAAUCCAGACAAUAGAAACACAGCAACUAAGAUGGUUCGGUCACUUAAACCGGAUGGACGACAACAUUCCAGUCAAACGUAUAUGGGAAGCCAAAGGCCAGGGCAGAAGGGGAAGGGGACGACCUAAGAGAACGUGGAACCAACAAGUGGAAGCAGUUUUGGAUACAAGAGGAAAAACAUGGAUGGAGGCAAAAACGCUGUCCAGGAACAAGACACUGUGGAAAAUGCUUUUGAAAGAAAGGUAUCCCCAACCACAGGAAUAG